UCGCGUUUAGUAUCAACAUAGGCAAACGAAGGUUCGAGACGUUACGGCUAAUACGAUUAUAGUAUAUAUAUAUUUCUUUUUUUUUCUGUCAUCGCAAAGAUUGAUUAGAGUCGAUUGAAUCUGUCGAGUUCCUUGCUCACGUGGCCGAGAGUUAAACCAUUCGAUUCGGAUAAUUGAACUCCAUAUAAUUUCCGAGGCCUUACCGGAAACAUUUACAGAGAGGGGAAUCGAUUAUCUCGUUUGAUUCAAAUACUAUCUCCGAGGAAAAGGAGAUAAAGAGUGGUGUGGAUCGACGUCAGCGAGUUUUUAUGAUGUCCUUUAAUAGACACGUGACGCAAUGCCGAAAGUGCAUUCCGUUAACCAGACAACUUACGGAUAGCGCAGCUGGUAAGGACGCCGGUGGAAAUGUAACAAGCAUCACGGACAGACUUCUGCGCUCUAUAAACAAUCUGAAGGAAACCAAAAUGUCCAUGCAGAAUCAGUGGAAGCUUCUGUCGCAAUUGAAGGACUAUCUGAACAAGGCCAAUUACGAUAAGAAUCAGCAGAUCAUUGUCACCAAGGAUUGGCUGGACAGUUUGCAGAAAUUAACAUACUCUCAACUCGAGACGAUACGGAAAUUGUCAUCGUCGGAGUCUGCUAAAUCCACUGAAGCAGAAAAGAGCUCAGAUACAAAGCAAAAAGAUGGCAAAAACGACACGCAGAAUCUAACAUUAAUGUCUGAACAUGCGGAAUCACUCGCCGAACCUGAUUCAGCAACCGUGCAACCAAAAGCACAACAGCAAAUUCAUGAACAAAGUACAUCCAACAGUAAGAUAGAAUCAAAAGAUGGCAUAACUAUGCCACAAAUUAUCUCUGCGCUGUUCCUCAAGUUAUCCCCCAAAGUUACGCAAAGUGCUGUCAUCAUACCAAAGUGGAAAGUGAACAUCCGCAGCAAUAUCCCGAAGCACAGUAUCGUCUCUCGUACGCGUCAUGUCUUGAACAGUAUCGUGUCGGCCGAGUCGAACGCUUCGAAACUACGCAGACUAGAGGAUUUGUUGUUGCAUGUCGAUCAGUAUCCAGAAGCAAGACAUUACGCCAUCAAAGAGGGAGCGAUUAGAGUCUUACUGCAGACUCGUCAACAGACGAAAGACGAACAAAUUAAAGCGACUUUGAGAGAAGCGCUAGCUGUAAUGGGUUACAUUGAUCCUCUACCCGGUCGGGGUAUCAGAAUUCUAUCGAUUGACGGCGGUGGCAUUCGUGGAGUACUGGUCAUAGAGAUGCUGAAGAAAUUGGAGGAACUUACGGGGAAGAAGACGUACGAAAUGUUCGAUUACAUAUGCGGUGUGAGCACAGGAGCCAUUCUUGCUGCUGUGUUAGUAUUGCCUAAGGAUGUUUUGGAAGGAGGACACAAAAGAAAGUCGUUGGAUGAAGUUUUGACAUUGUAUAAAGAACUGAGUACUAGGGUGUUUACGCAGAGUGCAAUAAAGGGUACGAGCAGUCUAGUAUGGAGUCACGCAUAUUACGAUACCGCGUUGUGGGAAAAAUUAUUAGCGGAGAAUUUGGGCGACAAAAUUCUUAUCAAAACUACGCGCGAUCCAAAUGCACCGAAGUUUGCAGCAAUAUCCGCCGUGGUAAAUCAUGAGCGCGUUAUGGCUUAUGUAUUUAGAAAUUAUACGUUACCGCACAGAGUGGAAAGCCAGUAUAUGGGAUCUCAUAAGCAUAAAUUGUGGGAAGCUGUGAGAGCGUCAGCUGCUGCUCCGAGUUAUUUUGAAGAAUUUAAAUACGGCAGUUAUCUUCAUCAGGAUGGUGGUAUUUUGGUAAAUAACCCGUGCGCUGUAGCGAUACACGAAGCUAAACAGCUGUGGCCAAACAAUCCGAUUCAAUGCGUUGUGUCAUUUGGAACAGGUCGAAUCCCACAUCAUAUCUCCGAAAAAGAAUCUUCACAGCUAGAAAUCUCAAGUUGGAAAGAGAAGUUUUACAAAAUUUUAGACAGCGCCACUGAUACAGAAGCUGUACACACGAUGCUCAAUGACUUGCUACCUGAUCACAUUUACUUUAGAUUUAAUCCUUAUUUAACGGAAAUGUUAUCGAUGGUUGAAAUCCGACCUGAGAAGAUUAGUCUAAUGGAACAAGAUGCAAGAAUGUACGUACGUCGAAAUGAAGAAAAAUUUCAAAAGGCUGCUACAGCUUUAUCAGAGAAACGACAGAUUCAACAGAAAGUUAUAGAUUGGAUUACGUUGCAAAGACAACUAUACGGUUUAUAAAGAGCGACUUCAAAUAUCUAUGUGUAUUUGCAGCACGAUCUGUGUUUGCAAUUUACAUGAAUGUAGUACAAAUUUUUUCACACGAUGUGGUUACCAUACAAUCUGAAACUUUUCAAAUAACACUUUCUCAGUAACGCUUUUUGAAUAGUACAGUAGAAAUAGUGCAAUAGAAAAUAGUGUAGUAGAUAUAUAUUUUAAAAAUUAAUCUUUUAACAUUUAAAGUUUAUUACAUUUUUUGUGUUUAUAUUAGUAUUUUAUAUUAGUGUGUUUUUGUAAUUUCUUAAACUUUUCGUUUGAAAUAGUUUUAGUUAUUAGAGAUGGUAAUGUCAGAAAAAUUUAUUUUAGGUUAAUGCGGGAUCAUUAUUAGUAUAGCAUUUGACUGUGAUAUACUUUAUAGUACGUGAACAGUAUUUAAAAGUAGUACGAUAUUCUGUAUUUUGUUGUCAUAUACAUUAUCCCGGCAAAAAUGUGUAAAAUAGUAUUCUUAAGCUGACAGAAGUAAAAGAAUAAAAUGUAUCAUUCUAUCAAAAUAGCACAUAGAUUUAUAAAUGUGUAUUGAGUGUUUUGUAUAUAUUUUUCUUCACUAUAAAAAUGUAUAUGCAUACGUGCAUUUUUUCAAUUAAAAAACAUCACA
Molecule: messenger RNA, 2877 nt
Organism: Monomorium pharaonis (pharaoh ant)
Lineage: Eukaryota; Metazoa; Arthropoda; Insecta; Hymenoptera; Formicidae
Product: calcium-independent phospholipase A2-gamma
Exons: 9
Coding region: 309-2243 (644 amino acids)
Biological process (GO): arachidonate metabolic process
Cellular component (GO): membrane
Source: RefSeq, a predicted model, not a curated record